UAAGAAUGAAUCCGAUUCAUUUGUGUUAUAUUUAGCUACACUUGCAAAGAGAUUACAGCGGCGGAAGUUAAAUAGUGCUGCAUACAGUAUGAAAGGGGCGGUCUCGCGUAAUCUGACAUCAAAUCCGAACAUUCACCCUCCUAUGGACGUGUUGAGCGCGCACCCCUUGCAAGGUGGAGCGCAUUUAUAGUUUGGAGUGGGGGAAAUUAUUAUUCCUUAAUUUUUGUGAUGAGAGUUGACUGAAAGAGAGGAAGAGCGCGAGCGAGACAGCAAGAGCGAGAGAGAAAGAGAGGGAGAGAGAGAGGGAGGGAGAAGAGAGAGAGACCUGCAUACAUAUCGUCUCCAGCAGCCUCCAGCUAGAAUUCGUCAGAUGUGAGAUCACACAGGAUUUACUUUCUACCCCCCACCCCCCUUAUCAUUUUUUUUAAUUACCAGUCUGGCUUAAGGAAGAUAUUCAAAGUUUGAGAAGGGGGAUACAAGCGUCUAUUCGGAGCCCAUCUGCUCAGUGAAAGGUCCUCAUAUUCAACAAUGUGGGAACGGGGCAGCGUGGCCUCGCUGUGCCUGGGGGCUUGCUUGCUCAUAGCUCACAUCGUCCUGGGAGCCAAAAGCUCUGGGCAGGACAGCGAGCACAACACUACAGUGUUCACCAAGAUCCUAGACAGCCUUCUGGAUGGCUAUGACAACCGUCUGAGGCCGGGACUAGGAGAGCGUGUAACUGAAGUCAAGACUGACAUUUUCGUGACUAGUAUCGGGCCAGUUUCGGACCAUGACAUGGAGUACACCAUUGAUGUAUUCUUCAGACAGAGCUGGAAGGAUGAGAGGUUAAAGUUCAAAGGUCCCAUGGCCGUGCUGCGUCUCAACAACCUGAUGGCCAGCAAAAUCUGGACGCCCGACACGUUCUUUCAUAACGGCAAAAAGUCUGUGGCCCACAACAUGACCAUGCCCAACAAAUUGCUGCGCAUCACAGAGGAAGGCACUCUGCUCUACACUAUGAGGCUGACUGUGAGAGCUGAAUGCCCCAUGCACCUUGAAGACUUCCCAAUGGACGCCCAUGCCUGCCCACUCAAGUUUGGCAGCUAUGCUUACACUCGAGCAGAAGUGGUGUAUGUGUGGACCAAAGGGGCCAACCAGUCUGUGGUGGUGGCAGAUGACGGUUCAAGGUUAAACCAGUAUGAUCUGAUGGGACAGAGCGUGGAUUCUGGAGUGGUGCUAUCCAGCACAGGCGAGUACGUGGUGAUGACGACCCACUUCCACCUGAAGAGGAAAAUUGGCUACUUUGUAAUUCAGACAUAUCUGCCCUGCAUCAUGACAGUCAUCCUCUCGCAGGUGUCCUUCUGGCUCAACAGAGAGUCCGUCCCUGCCAGGACUGUCUUUGGAGUGACUACUGUCCUGACCAUGACUACCCUCAGUAUCAGCGCCAGGAAUUCGCUCCCCAAAGUGGCCUACGCCACCGCUAUGGAUUGGUUCAUCGCCGUGUGCUACGCCUUCGUCUUCUCCGCCCUAAUUGAGUUCGCCACCGUCAACUAUUUUACCAAGAGAGGUUACGCCUGGGAUGGAAAAAGCGUGGUGCCAGAGAAGCAAAAGAAGAAGAAGGAGUCCAUGCUGAAAAAGAACAACACAACAGCGUACCCGGCCGCCACUGCUACAGCCUUCGCUCCCAACAUUGCCAGGGACCCUGGUUUGGCCACCAUUGCCAAAAGCGCCCCUCCACCUCCAACUGAGCCCAAGGAGGAGCCCAAGCCCAAGGCCCCAGAGGCCAAGAAAACCUUUAACAGCGUGAGCAAGAUCGACAGGAUCGCCAGAAUAGCCUUCCCUCUGCUCUUUGGAACCUUUAACUUGGUCUACUGGGCCACCUACUUGAAUAAGAAGCCCAAACUGCAGGGGAUGCAUCCAGACUAAUCCCUUGUUGGCUCCUUUUCAAUUCUACCUAUCUAACUUUCAUUUUCUUUGGUAUUCCUCAACAGAAAAAAAGAAAAACAAACGUGUUUAUUUUCAGACAAACAUGAUGUCCAUGCUGGUUUGAAUUCCCAGUCGUUGCGUUGCUUCUGUUUAUCUACUACAGUUUGAAGAUUUGGAGAAAAUAACUUAGAGAACAAACAAUAACUAAAAAGGAAAAAAAAAAAAAAGGAGCGAGAUAUAGACACUUUUAAAGGGGUUGUUGUUCAGGUGUGGGAUGAUGCUUUUAAGAAAAUGCUAGCGUAAAUAUUUAGCCGAGAGGAGAAUGCUAUUCCACAAAUACACCGAGCCCAAUCUUGUCUUGGGCUUUAUCCUUUGUACAUUGUAUAUUUUCUUAUUUUGCAGGGCUCCAGUUCUAAUCUUUGCCGCGGGAGUCCCAAGAGUUAUUACCAUUUGAGGUAGGGAUAGAUAAAUAAAUACAACAAAUGUGCUUUUGAUGAGGGAGACAGUGCAACUAUUUAUUGCGUCCAUUGCAACAACGUGUAACUAACUGCCCAAGAUAUUUGCAAUAUUGCAACAACUGCUCAUCUAAGUAACAUACUGGAGGCUUGGCAAAGGACAAAGUGACAAAUACAAAACGCAAAACGUGCUGUCCGUUAGAAACAGUCAAGCCCAUUUCUCAUGAUGUUUGUUCGAGUAUUACUGCAGUAUCACUGUAUUUCCGCAAAUAGUAUCUGAGGCUCAUCUAUUUAACUGCUUACGGGGGGAGUUCUGUUGAUUUUCCAACAUGGUAAUCAAUAUCUUACAUUUCAUGUUAUGAUGGAGAAACGCUGAUCAUGAAAUACGGCGCAGGGAACCCGUUUACAACAUUCAGUAAGACGCCACUGUAAAUAAUCUGAGAUCAUGUUUGCAGUAGGUACUGCUGUUUUGGUUCACAACUAAUUUCCAACAAGCUCAGCAGUUGACUUUUUUUUUAAAAGUCUGUCUAUUAGGGUCACUAUUUGAGGAAACAAGUUACAAACGUUGAUGCUGUCUCAUCAAACAUGUAUCCUGCCCAACCUGACCAUUUGGAGAGAAGAUGGUCUGUAUAAUAUGAAAUAUUAUAUUUGAGUGGUUUGUGCCAAAAUGCCCAAUAGUGGAGGAAAAACAAAAAAGGUUUUACUUACAUACAUUCUGAAACCCUACUCAGACUCCAGUCAGGUUUUAAAGCAAAGUGAUUUUGUUGUUGAAGUUUUGAAAAUUAAAAAAGAAAGAAAAUAAUCUUGGUAGUACACUUAUAAUAUCAAUAAGACCCAUUUGUGAAAUAAAACGUCACUUGAACUCAAAAUGUGGCCAGGUUACAAACCAUUUUGGGCUUAGCCAUUUUUUGAUUGGUGAGAAGAGCUUAAAAGCCUUUCACCAUUGCUCAGUCCGGUCAGCAGGUUGCAUCCAUCGUCCUAUUAAAGAAUGCAUUAUCUUAUUAGUGUAUUGAUGCUAAUAAUGGCCAUUCCUAUUGGCACACGAUUUUUUCAUUACUUUAAAAGCUCGGGUCCUGAGGCUUCCAAUUGUUCCAACACAAAUCAAACCCUGCUUGUAUCUUAUUUACGAUUUUUUUAAGCACAGAGAUGACAAACAGCACGCGGCGUAUAUGCAUGGGCAGGGCAUCCUUAAAAGAACAUCACCAUCGCAUCGACCGCAGGCUUUCAUUUCUUGAUUCAAAAGACUUCCAUUAGCCGUCGUUGAAAAUAAGUUGGGGUUUGUGCAAUAGCAAUAAAACACGUCUCAGUGGACACGCCAUUCAUUUAUCUCCAAAAAUAGAGUCCGAAAGCAAAUCAAUUAUCUCUGCUUAAAAAUGUUGACAUGUGGUAUUUUCCUUAUUGCGGUCUUUGUAAAUAUUCUCAGAUGUUAGAGAUGUCAAUAUUAUGUUGGAAGGGUAUGUUUAAAGAAUACUUGGAGGAGUCAUUUAUUUAUUUUCUAAGACACACAUUAUGGUCUAUUUUGUGCUAUUGGGAUUUUUUUUUGCCAGGUUCGUGUCCAAUUUAUUUGACUUUUUUUAUGGUUCGCACUGAUGUAAAAACGGUGUAAAAAGUAAGAAUGUAAUGAAUUGUCUUCAAACCUAAGCAACAUUUUAAUUCAUUAUUUCCUUUGGUUGUCAUUCGGUGGUGGGGGCGGGGCUGAUUUUUGCCCAAAAAAAAAAAAUGCCGCUUAACAAAAAGUCAAGUUGGGGCGAAAAGUCAACGAGGGGCGAGGCACAUUGCGGGAGGAAGUGCCUUUUCCAUAUAUUAAGUGAUGAUGGCUUUGCUGACUGAUGGCACAUCUUUUUCACAUUUUGUGAAAUCUUUUUGCUUUGGUUUCUUUUUUUCUGUGUUCCUCUAUUGGUGUUUUGAGUUGAGAAUUGUCAACACUCAGAAAGUACCAGCUACACUGCCUUCAGUAUCACAUGCCCUUUUAGAUAGAUUUGUUGCUGCUGUGUGUGGGGGUGGGUGGGUGAGGGUGGGUGGGGGCAGGAGAAGACCUUGAGGUGUGAUGUCGUAAUCUCGGCACAGAGGACUUGUUGAGUCGUUCUAUGAAAAUGAGUAUAUUUUUGUAGCAAGAUGUUCGCCCCUCUUCUGGAAAAAAAAAACGGUGAAAGG
Messenger RNA from Syngnathus acus (greater pipefish), 4508 nucleotides. RefSeq names its product gamma-aminobutyric acid type A receptor subunit alpha1 (gene gabra1). The record is from RefSeq and is a predicted model, not a curated record. Gene Ontology annotation, biological process: synaptic transmission, GABAergic; gamma-aminobutyric acid signaling pathway; monoatomic ion transmembrane transport. NCBI's taxonomy places the organism in Eukaryota, Metazoa, Chordata, Actinopteri, Syngnathiformes, Syngnathidae. The transcript has 10 exons. Gene Ontology annotation, cellular component: dendrite membrane; GABA-A receptor complex; postsynapse. The coding region runs from base 529 to 1899 and encodes 456 amino acids. Gene Ontology annotation, molecular function: GABA-gated chloride ion channel activity; transmitter-gated monoatomic ion channel activity involved in regulation of postsynaptic membrane potential; benzodiazepine receptor activity.